AUGAGUAGAGAGGAUUGUCUGACCCUGCUGUUCUCUGAUGCGCAGCAGGUCCUUACUAACGGGCUCUAUUGCAUUCAGAGUGUCACCUCCUCUCAGGCUCCUGAGAAGCAACAGGACAAUGGGACCUGGUUGGUGACGGAGUUUGUGCUGGUGGGCUUCUCCAACCUCCCACACCUGAGGACCACACUCUUUGCGUUGUUCUUCCUCAUGUACACGAUCACCCUUAGUGGCAACGUCACCAUUGUCACCAUCAUCCAUGUGGACCGGACAUUGCACACGCCCAUGUACCGCUUCUUGGCGGUGCUGUCCCUCUCAGAGACCUGCUACACGCUGGUCACUGUCCCCAAUAUGCUGGUGCACAUGAUGAUGGAGAGCCAGGCCAUCUCCAUCGCUGGCUGUCACGCUCAGAUGUUCUUCUUCCUGGGCCUGGGGUGCAGUCACUGUUUCCUCCUCACCUUGAUGGGCUAUGACAGGUACGUAGCCAUCUGCCACCCCCUGCGCUACUCGGUGAUCAUGAGACCCAGCAUGUGCGUCUGCCUGGGAGCCCUGGUUUUCUGUUCCGGUUUCUUGGUGUCCCUGAUCGAGACCAGCAUGAUCUUCUCCUCGCCCUUUUGCCGUGGAGAUCGCGUGGAGCAUUUCUUCUGUGACAUCGCCCCCGUGCUGAGGCUCAGCUGUGGUGACAGUGCUGGCAAAGCGCUGGUCAUCUUCUUCUUAAGCAUCUUGGUGGUGCUGGUCUCCUUCCUCCUCAUCCUCCUGUCUUACGUCUUCAUUGUGCUGCCCUACGUCUUCAUUGCGGCUGCCAUCGUGAGGAUCCCCUCAGCGGCUGGCCGGCGCAAGGCCUUCUCCACCUGCGCGGCCCACCUCACCGUGGUCGUGGUGCAUUUUGGCUGUGCCUCCAUCAUCUACCUGCGGCCCGAGUCUGGGGUCAACCCUGACCAGGACCGCCUGGUGGCUGUGUUCUACACGGUGGCAACACCACUCCUGAACCCUGUGGUGUACACGCUGCGGAAUAAGGAGGUGAGGGUGGCUCUCAGGAGGACCCUCGCUCUUAGCCGUAGAGUUUUACAAUAA
Messenger RNA from Tupaia belangeri chinensis (Chinese tree shrew), 1071 nucleotides. Its product is annotated as olfactory receptor 10T2-like. Gene Ontology annotation, biological process: G protein-coupled receptor signaling pathway. Gene Ontology annotation, cellular component: membrane. Lineage: Eukaryota; Metazoa; Chordata; Mammalia; Scandentia; Tupaiidae. The record is from RefSeq and is a predicted model, not a curated record. Gene Ontology annotation, molecular function: olfactory receptor activity; G protein-coupled receptor activity.